AACAACAAAAAUUUUAUUUUUACAACAAAAAAUAAUUUUGUACAAAAAAGAAAAACUAAUAUUUUUCAACCAACGUGUUGGCGUCGGCUCAGCACACAUAUGCAUGCAUUUGCGGCAAACGAAAAACCUACAUGCAACCGCUAUUUAAAGCUAUAAACAUCCACACACACAUACUAAAUAUAUUAGUGCAUUAACUUAUCCGACCAACAACAACUGCAAAAACAAAGAAAACUAUUGAGACAGCGCCGGGCGCAGCCGAAAAUCCAACGGCCUCUUGCAGUCUGCCUACUUAACCACACAUACACAUACAUAUAUUCAUACAACUGUAGCGACACCCAGCGCUACAAACCUGCAGAGGUUGGCGGGCACAGCUCACUUGCAUACUAUACUACGGGCACAUAUGGAACGCCGGCGGCAUAAAGCGAACUAAGGCGAAGACGACGACGACAGCGACGUCGUUGACAAUAACAAAAGCAGCAACAACAUAAAGCCAAUACGUAUAGCUAGCCAAGUAGCUAAACUGAUCGAUCGAUCGACGCAACGACCGAUAGGCAGCCAGUCAACCACGCAGCAGGUACCCUCACACACAUACUACUAUACUACACUCUUCUGCAGUGUGUGCGUGCCGUGGUAACAUAAGAUUUGUCGGCUCUACCUACUUACCUACUACCUACUGCAACUAUCGUAGCGAUCGUAGCGCCCAAAAACCAACUGAUCACUGCACAAAAGUAAAUAUCGGCGUCUGCCGCUACAGAGACAAUAACAACGGACGGCAAGUGUAAGAAAUAGCAACAAUUUCUUGCGGCGCAUGCACGCACUGUUCAUCCAAUUUGAGUGGUGAGGCGAUCGGUUGCCAAUACUUGUACUUUGUUGCCGAGAGAGCUCGUUGGAACAUGAUCCUGGCGACAGAAAAGUAAACUACUCAAGCGGUUUGCAAGCCGAGAGAAACUAUAAAUUUUAGUGAAAUAUUGUUAACUGAUGCGAAAAAGUGCGAAUUUGUUUUUCAUAAAAGUGAAAAUAUUGUGUUUUUGUAAAGAUAACGGUGUCAUCUUUAUACGCAUACACACAAAUAAAAGUUUCAAAUAAGCUGCUUUCUCACUUCCAAAACUCAAAAUCUCAGUGCAAAACUAAAAAGUGAUCCAUACGAAAGAUCGUUAAAAUUCAUAACAAGAACGAUCUCAUAAAGUGGUUUGUGAUUCUUUUAGCCGAGCUAAAGUUAAUAAGAAUUUUUAUAAAUAAAUUUCAGUAUAUGUAAAGUGAAAAAGGUGCUCAGUGAUAGUUAAGGAAACAGCUUUUAAAAUAUCAGCUUUAAAUAAAUCAUUUAAAAAAUAAGAAAAGAAGCUUUAUAACUUUAAUUGAAGUAUUCUGAAAUUCCUAAAAAAAUUCUGGUGCGCAAUAAAAGGUUAUAAACCUUAAUAUUAUGUAGGAGGAAUAAGUGUUUUCAACUCAAAAGAUAAAAACUAAAAAUAAUAUUGUAUUAGUAAAAUAAAUUUUAUUUCUUAAACAAAGUGCCGUUAAAUUGUGAGAUCACGCAAGAUCAGUUAAAAAUUAGAGAGAAAAAUAUUUGAUUUUUCUUAAAUAAAACCAUAAAGUUUACGCAAAGUAACUUUUUACAAGUUGUAAAAACUAAAAUAUUUAAAAAAAAUUUUACAAUAUAAAGUAAAAUCUUUCUGAAGUCAAAAAGUGCCUGAUAGUUGAUUAAACUGAUCAAGUUCCAUGUGUAGAACUAGCUGAAUAUCUCGUUGGUGCAAUUAUUAAGUGGAAAAUUCGUUAUAAAAUAUCAGUUUGCAAUCUCAAAUAUAUUAGAAAAGUGAUUUUGUAAAUUUUGAGCACAAAAAGUUGUUAAAGUGAGUUAAUUUGAUUAAAAAAUAUAUUUUUUACGCAACUUUGCAUAUCAGCCAACAAGCUGUUGGAUUCUUCAUACCAUCUCAACUCGUUUAGCUUCGCAUAUUUCCAUCGCAGAAAAUCGAGUGACCGCUUUACUCUGGCAAUUUUAGCCAGCUAGAUAUGCCUGCACAAUAUGGAACUUGCGAUUUGUAAAACAGAGUUGCCAACUACCAGAUUUAUGCUGCCAACUGCACCGGCCUCCUUCUAUCAGAAGAAUAACGCUCACUUCAGUGAGAUACUCAAUUUCAACACCAACUAUUUAUUCAAUAAAAAUAAUAUAAACAACAACAAUAGUAAUAAUAAUCAAAAUAACAACAGCAACAAUCAUAAUAAUAGUGCCAGUGUAAGUGCUAGUGCAAUUGUAAAUAAUAAUAAUAAUCAAAAUAUUAGUGCCAACAAUAACAACAACCACAAUACCAAUUCAAUUUUGUGCAACAACGGUAAUAGCAACAACAACGCAAGCGGCAGCAUGCGUCUGAAAAAGAAUCGGCGAGUGACGUUCCUGAAGAAUCUGAUCGAGACAAAUAUCCGCAUCAAAGAAGAGCCUGAUGAUGGCACCAAAGACAUACCGCCGCCAAUGUGCAGUUUAUCGGAUAUGUCCGAUCAUGAGGCGUCAAUCGGUGAGUGA
Messenger RNA from Bactrocera neohumeralis, 2515 nucleotides. RefSeq lists its product as uncharacterized. Lineage: Eukaryota; Metazoa; Arthropoda; Insecta; Diptera; Tephritidae. The coding region runs from base 2021 to 2515 and encodes 164 amino acids. The record is from RefSeq and is a predicted model, not a curated record. The transcript has 3 exons.